Messenger RNA from Vigna angularis (adzuki bean), 4509 nucleotides. Its product is annotated as TMV resistance protein N. NCBI's taxonomy places the organism in Eukaryota, Viridiplantae, Streptophyta, Magnoliopsida, Fabales, Fabaceae. The transcript is spliced from 14 exons. Gene Ontology annotation, biological process: signal transduction; defense response. The record is from RefSeq and is a predicted model, not a curated record. Gene Ontology annotation, molecular function: ATP hydrolysis activity; ADP binding. Bases 124 to 4347 code for a protein of 1407 amino acids.
UUGUGGUCGUCAUUAUUGUAUUGUUAGAACUUUCAACCAAUGAGUAGAAUGGUUGCGAUUUGCUCCUAAGCAUUGCUCCUGAGGCUUCACUUUCGACGGCAACAAAGAAGGUUGGUCUCUUCCAUGUCUCUCUCAGGUAGCGAUGAUGAGAUGGAAAUGGAUUUUCUUCGUGAUCGGUACCAGGAAAUGGACGGCGGAAACUUUGAAGUGUUUCUGAGUUUCAGAGGGGAAGAUACGCGUGCUUCUUUCACUUCGCAUCUCUACACGGCUCUUCAGAAUGCAGGAAUCUUUGUUUUCAAGGAUGACGAGUCACUUUCACGGGGAAAGCAAAUUUCACCCUCUUUGAGGCUAGCCAUCGAAGAGUCUCGAAUUUCUAUUGUUGUUUUCUCAAAAAAUUAUGCAGAGUCGAUUUGGUGUAUGAAAGAGUUGGAGAAAAUAAUGGAGUGUCACAGAACCAUAGGGAAUGUGGUAAUACCAGUGUUUUACGACGUUGACCCCUCUGAAGUACGUCAUCAAAGAGGCGACUUUGGGAAAGCAUUUCGACGUCUUUUGAGCAAGUUUUCGAUAGAGAAAGAGGUAAAGGUCCUGGAUUGGAAACAGCUUUGGUGGAAGACUCUUCGUGAGAUUUGUGACAUCUCAGCUCUUCAAAUCAUAUUUUCCAGUUGGACUGAAAGGAGAGACAAACUCGACAACCGAUGGAAAAAGACACUUCUUGUUCAGAUCUCAAAGAUUUUAGACUUAAAUCCAAGGUGGAAAAUGAAGAUUGCUGAUAGUAUAGAGUCCAUCGUGAGCCAGUCGACGAGGGGACUUCUUGAAGGAGAUGAAAUCCCAUUUAGAAAAGAGAAGGUUGAUGAUGUGAAGGACUUCCUCGUGAAGCAAUGGACGGAGGUAUUUUUUGAGCCUGUUAGCAUCUCAGAGGUUGCAUUACUAGAUCCAUGUGGAGAAACGAAGAUUGCUAAUGCCAUAAAAUUAAACUUGGAGCAUUGUAGGGAGGCACUUUUUGAGGCUGCUGGCAUCUCAAGGAACUUAGUCUUGAAUUUCUGCGAAGAAACGGAGAUUACUAAUGCGAUAGAACUCCACAUGAAACAUUGGAUGGACGCAUUUUCUAAGGAUGAUGGUACCGUCUUACAUUCCGGUUAUCCCUGUGUACAUAUUCAGGGUCUAGGUAACAGUAUAACAUUUAUGGAAUCCGAUUUCCAAAGUAGAUUGGAGACGGUUUAUUCUGAGAUAAGUUCGCUCAAGCUUCAUUGGCGGGAGAAAGUUCUUAAGGCUUAUGGUAACGAACUAUAUUCCAGGAGAAAAAGUGACAUAGAACGCCACUUGGAGCGUUGCGCUAGUGCACUUACUAAGGCUGCUCGCAUCUCAACAGGUUUUCAAUCAAGUCUUCGAAAGCUGAAGGCUUACAAUCGGAUAGAGAGCCUUGUAGAAUAUUGGAGGGGCGCACUCUGUGAGACUGCUGAAAUUUCGAGGUUGGUAGUUCAGUACUACAGAGGACUAACGGAUAAUGAGAUCAACUAUAUGGAGAAGAAUGCUAGGGACGCACUUCGUGAGGCUGCUGGCAUCUCCGGGCUUGUAAUCCUCAAUUCUAGGAAUGAAAGUGAGGCUGUGAAAAAUAUUGUUAAAAAUGUUACAAGUUUGUUGAACAAGACAGAGUUGUUUGUUGCCAAGAAUCCUGUCGGAGUAGAAUCUCGAGUGCAGGAAAUGGUUCAAUUGCUAGAACAAAAACAAUCAAACGAUGUUCUACUACUUGGGAUAUGGGGGAUGGGAGGCAUUGGAAAAACAACUAUUGCAAAAGCAAUUUACAAUAAGAUUGGCCGCAAUUUUGAGGAAAGGAGUUUCCUUGCAGAUAUUAGGGAGGCUUGGGGGCAAGAAGCUGGCCACGUUUGUUUACAACAACAACUUCUAUAUGAUAUCCAUAAAGAAAACAAUACAAAGAUACAUAACAGUGAAUCAGGAAAAGUUAUACUAAGAGAAAGACUUCGCCAUAAAAGGAUACUUCUUAUACUUGAUGAUGUAAAUAAAUUACAGCAAUUAAAUGCUUUGUGUGGAAGUCGUGAAUGGUUUGGUUCAGGGAGUAGAAUAAUCAUCACAACCAGAGACAUACAUUUACUUAGAGGGAAAAGAGUUGAUCAAGUUUUCGCAAUGACAGAAAUGAAUGUAGAUGAAUCCAUUGAGCUGUUUAGUUGGCAUGCAUUCAAACAAGCAAGUCCCGAAGAAGAUUUUAUUGAACUUUCAAGAAACGUAGUUGCUUAUGCUGGGGGCUUGCCACUUGCUCUUGAAGUCCUUGGGUCUUAUUUGUUUGAUAUGGAGGUAACAGAAUGGAAGAGUGUAUUGGAAAAACUUAGGAAAAUUCCUAAUGAUGAAGUACAGGAGAAGUUAAAAAUAAGCUAUGAUGGUUUAAGUGAUGAUACUGAGAAAGGAAUAUUCCUUGACAUAGCAUGUUUCUUUAUAGGAAAGGAUCGAAAUGAUGUUAUACAUAUAUUGAAUGGUUGUGGACUUUUCGCAGAAAAUGGAAUACGUGUCUUGGUAGAGCGAAGUCUUGUAACUGUGGAUGAUAAGAACCAACUUGGAAUGCAUGAUUUGCUACGGGACAUGGGAAGGGAAAUUAUUCGUUCAAAAUCACCAAUGGAGCUUGAGGAGCGUAGCAGGUUAUGGUUUCAUGAGGAUGUGCUUGAUGUGUUAUCAAAAGAAACUGGAACAAAAUUUAUUGAGGGAUUGACUUUGAAGUUACCUAGAACUAAUACAAAAUCUCUGUGCACUAAAGCAUUUAUGAACAUGAAGAAACUCAGGUUGCUGCAACUUUCUGGUGUAGAACUUGUUGGAGAUUUUGAAUAUCUUUCCAAAGACCUGAGAUGGCUUUGUUGGCAUGGAUUUCCUUUUGCCUUCAUACCAACAAGCUUUUAUCAAGGUAGUCUAGUUUCUAUUGAGUUAGAAAAUAGUAAGAUUACCAUGGUGUGGAAAGCGACUCAGCUGAUGGAGAAGUUGAAAAUUCUUAAUCUUAGCCAUUCUCAUUAUUUAACAAAGACACCAGACUUUUUGAAUUUGCCCAAUCUUGAAAAGCUUAUACUCAUGGAUUGUCCAAGGCUGUCUGAAAUUUCAUAUACCAUUGGUCAUCUCACCAAAGUUCUACUAAUAAACUUUCAAGAUUGUAUUAGCCUUCGUAACCUUCCAAGAAGUAUCUAUAAGUUGAAAUCUCUUAAAACACUCAUUCUUUCGGGUUGUCUAAAGAUUGAUAAGUUGGAAGAGGACAUAGAACAGAUGGAGUCUUUGACAACCCUUGUUGCUGACAAGACUGCUAUAAGAAGGGUGCCCUUUUCAAUAGUCAGAUCUAAAAGUAUUGGAUAUAUUUCAUUAUGUGGUUAUGAAGGAUUUUCCCGCGAUGUGUUUCCCUCUAUCAUUUGGUCUUGGAUGUCACCAGUAAAUAGUCUGUCUUCUCGUGUUCAAACAUUGGUGGACAUGUCUUCUCUUGUUUCUUUAGAUGUACAAAAUAGCAGUUCCAAUCAGCUAUCAUAUAUAUCUGAGGAACUUCCAAAGCUUCAAAGUCUUUGGAUAGAGUGUGGUUCUGAUCUUCAACUUUCUCGAGAUACAACGAGUAUUUUGGAUGCUUUAAAUGCGACAAAUUCUGAAGAAUCGGAGUCAUAUGGAACAACAUCACAAAUGCAGAAUGUAUUUACGUUAAUUGAAUGCAAUUCAAGAUCUAAAUUGUUUGAGAAGACACUUUUAAUUCAGAUGGGAAGGAGUUGGGAAAUCACACAUAUUCUGAAACAGAGAAUUUUACAGAAUGUAACUACGAGUGAUGGCGGUGAUUUGCUACCUGGCGAUUGUUAUCCAGAUUGGUUAACCUUCAGCAGCGAAGGUUCUUCUGUGACUUUUGAAAUUCCUGAAGUGAAUGGGCGUAGCUUGAAGACAAUGAUGUGCCAUAUCCAUUAUUCUUCCUCAGACAGUAUAACAUCAGACGGCCUGAAAAAUUUGUUGGUGAUAAAUCACACAAAGAGCACCAUUCAGCUUUAUAAGAGAAAUGCAUUAGCGUCGUUUGAUGAUGAGGAGUGGCAGAGGGUACUAUCAAACAUUGAUCCUGGAAACAAGGUGCAAAUUGUUGUUGUUUUCUGGAACAGAAUAACUGUUAACAAGACGUCAAUUUAUCUUAUAUAUGAGGCAAUUGUUGAUGAAAAAGUAGAGCACUAUCAUGCAUCAAAUAUGAAUGUUCCUAGGUCGAUCUCUCCCGGAGUGGAAUCCAUGGAGGACUUGAGGGGUGCUUCCGUUAAAAGCUUAACUAAACGCUUAUUCAACAAAUUCUUAUCAUGUAAAUACUUUUGUAAAGGGAAAGUUGAAAAGAAGAAAAAUUAAGGUUAAAAAUGGUGAAUGAAUGUUUUUAUGAUUACUGCAAACCUUGUAAUAAUGCUACCUUUUGCUCACUCAUGUACAACACCUAUGUAAGGAGAUGCUAUGUUCUGCAGAGGACAUUGUUGAUGAUUUGAAAUAUUAAAAUUGCGCCUUUGUUUUAAAUUA